AUCCCACUGCUCCCGGCUCUGGACACACCGGGGCCGCCCUGCCGGGACAUCCCAGUCACUACAGCAAUCUGCAGGAUGCUCCGGGGCUAAGACUCCCGGGGCCUGGCCUUUCACUAGGGCACCCUUUCCGGCUGCCUCCCUUGCCUUCCCGAGCCCUAAUCGGCUCCUCCCGACUGUGACUGCCAGUCACUUGGCACCCUAACUGAGCCUCUCUUCGGGCCGGGAAAGCGGGACAAGGGACAUCCUCUCCCCUUCGGCUUCUCCCUCUUCCCUCCCCCUCCUGGCCUUCUCCGGAGAGCGCGCCUGGAAAACCCUGGGUUCGGCCGCCCCCGCCCGGGAGCCGGUUCCUGUGUCUGUCGCGGGGUUCUGGCGGGGAAGGCGGUGGGGGUGGCGCGCGCCCUGUUCCGGCCGACAGGGAAAUGAAAAGUGCGGGAGGCAGCGGCAGGAGCCUCCUCCCUUCCCCUCGGGUGCGUGCAGUGGUGGCAGUGAUGGGGGCGAGGUCCCAGCUCUCUGGCUACCAUGGGUGACCCUUGCGUCCCACUUCCCCUCGCUGUGGGGGAGGGGAGUCUCCGUUUGGAAUCCUCCAUGAGGAAGGGCUCCUCGGCUUUACCACCUCCACCCCACCAAGGGGAGAGGGGAGGAGGCCGCUCAGAGGAAGUGGGGUGGCGUCACCUCGGGGAGGGCGCAUCCUCCUCCGUUAUUGGUCCUUGUCUCUGUGUGUGAGGAGCAGCGCUGCGAGGAGGAAGUCUUCCCCCUGGCCAUGAACUACCUGGAUCGCUACCUGUCCUGCGUCCCCACCCGAAAGGCGCAGUUGCAGCUCCUGGGUGCGGUCUGCAUGCUGCUGGCCUCCAAGCUGCGCGAGACCACGCCCCUGACCAUCGAAAAACUGUGCAUCUACAGCGACCACGCUCUCUCACCCCGCCAGAUGCGGGACUGGGAGGUGCUGGUCCUAGGGAAGCUCAAGUGGGACCUAGCUGCUGUGAUUGCACAUGAUUUCCUGGCCCUCAUUCUGCACCGGCUCCCUGUGCCCCGUGAGCGACAGGCCUUGGUCAAAAAGCAUGCCCAGACCUUUUUGGCCCUCUGUGCUACAGAUUAUACCUUUGCCAUGUACCCGCCAUCCAUGAUUGCCACAGGCAGCAUUGGGGCUGCAGUGCAAGGCCUGGGUGCCUGCUCCAUGUCCGGGGAUCAGCUCACAGAGGUGCUGGCAGGGAUCACUGGCACUGAAGUGGACUGCCUGCGGGCCUGUCAGGAGCAGAUCGAAACUGCACUCAGGGAGAGCCUCAGGGAAGCCGCUCAGACCAGCCCCAGCCCAGCGCCCAAAACCCCCCGGGGCUCCAGCAGCCAAGGGUCCAGCCAGACCAGCACUCCUACAGAUGUCACGGCCAUCCACCUGUAGCCCUGGAGAGGCCCUCUGGAGUGGCCACUAAGCAGAGGAGGGGCCACUGCCACCCACCUCCCUGCCUCCAGGAACAAACCACACCACGUCUGAAACCUGAAGGGACGUUUGUCCCCCCUUCACAAAGCCCAAGGGGUCCGGUCCUACCUAUCCCUGCAGUGUGCACUAGGGGGCCGGGCCAGCCAUGUCUGCAUUUCGGUGGCUAGUCAAGCUCCUUCUCCUUCCUGCAUCUGACCAGCAGCGCCUUCCCGAACUCUAGCUGGGGGUGGGCCAGGGUGAUGGGAUAGAAUUGGAUACAUGCACCAGCAUUCCUUUUGAGUGGCCCCCCCACCCCUGGGGGUGCUCAAGUUUUCAACUGCCAAAAUGCUCUAGUGCCUUUUAAAGGUGUUGCCUCUUCUAGGGUUAUUGCAUUUGGAUUGGGGUCCCUCUGAAAUUUCACGCAUGAUUGAUAGACACGUAGCGGGGGGAAUAGUCUAGAUGGCUCCUCUCAGUACUUUGGAGGCCCCUAUAUAAUCCAUGCUGACAGCUGCUCCUAGAGGGAGGGGCCUAGGCCUCAGCCAGAGAAGCUAUAAAUCCCCCUUGCUUUGCUUAGUGCUCAGCUUCUCCUGUGUGAUUGACAGCUUUGCUGCUGAAGGCUCCUUUUAAUUUAUUGCUUUGAGCACAACUGUAAGGGGAUGUAAUGGGGUCCUGGCCAUACCACAAGUGUGUGAUAACCCUAGUGGAUGCUGUUUUCCUCCCUUCUGCUAUGGGCAAAAGGAUGUUUGUGGUGGAGGAGCUGCUACAGCCUAGGGUGGGGUCGAGCCCUCUUCUCCCGUUAUCCCUCUGCCUCAUCCUCCAUCAGGGAAAAUGCAGCAGGGAUGCCCUGGAGGUGGCUGAGUCCUUGUCUAGGGUGGGAGGCAAGCCCUGUUGACACAGGUCUUUCCUAAGGCCACAAGGUUUAGAAGGGUGGCCCAGGACCAUCAUCCUAUUGUAAUAUUGUGAAAUAAAACUGGCUUUGGCUUCUUGGA
This is a messenger RNA of Sapajus apella (tufted capuchin), 2403 nucleotides long. RefSeq names its product cyclin D3 (gene CCND3). The record is from RefSeq and is a predicted model, not a curated record. Gene Ontology annotation, molecular function: cyclin-dependent protein serine/threonine kinase regulator activity. The coding region runs from base 761 to 1396 and encodes 211 amino acids. Lineage: Eukaryota; Metazoa; Chordata; Mammalia; Primates; Cebidae. Gene Ontology annotation, biological process: positive regulation of G1/S transition of mitotic cell cycle; regulation of cyclin-dependent protein serine/threonine kinase activity; mitotic cell cycle phase transition. The transcript has 5 exons. Gene Ontology annotation, cellular component: cytoplasm; cyclin-dependent protein kinase holoenzyme complex; nucleus.